AUGCGUUUUUCCGCCAUCCUCUCCCUCCUCUCGGCCACCACUGCCGUGGCCAACAACGCUGUUCCCGCCCUCUGGGACGGCAGCUGUUACUAUCCCGCCUCGGAUCCUGCCUUCAACGUCACCAGCUACCUCGGCCGCUGGUAUCAGGUCGCCGGCACCAUCGCUCCCUACACCCGCAACUGCAAGUGCAUCUUUGCCCAGUACGGCUUGAACGACAACGGCAGCAUCGCCGUCAACAACAGCUGCCAAGCCGGCACCCGCGCUGUCAACAUUGUCGGCGCUGCUUCUCCUGCUGAGCCUCAGUACGGUGCCACUGGCGUGUUCCGCGUCCAGUUCCCCAACGAGAGACCUCCUGAUUGCCCCGGUCCCAACUACAUCGUCCAGGACUACACCGGCGAGUUCUCGCUCGUGCAGAGCAACAACUUUACCACCCUGUUCAUCUUGAGCAGGGAGCAGCAUCCCGAUGAGAAGGUUCUUGAUGCCUGGAUUGCCCGCGCUGGUCUCCUCGGAUCCGACCUUUCUCAGGUUGUCAAGACGGACCAGACUGACUGUCUCUAUACUUGA
Podospora anserina S mat+ is the source of this 564-nucleotide messenger RNA. RefSeq lists its product as uncharacterized. NCBI's taxonomy places the organism in Eukaryota, Fungi, Ascomycota, Sordariomycetes, Sordariales, Podosporaceae. The transcript has 2 exons. The record is from RefSeq and is a predicted model, not a curated record. The coding region runs from base 1 to 564 and encodes 187 amino acids.